Molecule: messenger RNA, 963 nt
Organism: Diaporthe citri
Lineage: Eukaryota; Fungi; Ascomycota; Sordariomycetes; Diaporthales; Diaporthaceae
Exons: 2
Coding region: 1-963 (320 amino acids)
Source: RefSeq, a predicted model, not a curated record
AUGGCACCAACAUUCCUCGACCAGGACGCAGACACUAUGGUCCGCGUCGUCCAACGCGGGCCUGUGGAGUCCAAACAAACCGAAUUCAUGGUACUGGCCGCUGCCAUCUCCAUCAGUCGCUACUGGGAAGCAUUCAUUCGUCACAUGAAUGGCACUUCGGGCUUCAAGCCAAACAACACGCACGUUGAGGACACCGGCAUAACUAUCGUCGCUGUCGAGAUCGUUCUCCGCGGCCUCCACCAGGCCUAUCACCAUCGUAAGAGUAACAGCGGCGGCUCCAACGAGGGUGACGCAAACAGUGUCGAGGGACAAGUCACAAACAACGAGUCUGUCACCGUCGGCGACGGUGGGGCAGUUCCGACUCUUGGUCCAAGGGACGUGGACGUCUACUUCCCUCACGAGCUCCUCAAGGCAGACAUUGACGACGUCUGGGGUGUUCUUGCACUGGCCAACCUCGACAUUGUUGGCAAGAGCCACAAAGGAAAGUUUGAUGUCGACCGAACAGUGGUUGACUCGUGGUUUCUCAGGUGGCGCGAGACCAGCUUCGCCACCUUCAAUACCCAAACCGACUUCGAGAAGGUCAUCUUCCCUACGUUCGCUUUCGAAGACUCCAAGGGUUUUGGGUCUCGCGACGAAAUGGCUGUGCCAGAGAACCAGUCCAAGAUUCGUACCAUGCGCAAUCAGCUCCGUGUAAAGGUCAGCGACAAAAUCUGGUCCGUCAUUCGGGGUCAUGACGGCUGGCUCUUGCACAGUGACAAGUGCGCCUGCUGGGUAGUAGCUCACUACAACUACCUCAAGGCGCUUGAGAAGGCGGGUGUGCUUUGCCCUGAGCUUGACCGCAGGAAGACCAUCAUGGAGUUGGUUGAACUCAUGGAGACGGUCGAGUACGAGGAGCCACUGAAUGCCAAUUCCCGACAUAGUGCCGGCGUCUGCUCGGCCGGGGAUGGGCCGUCGGCUGAUUGA